This is a messenger RNA of Phytophthora infestans T30-4, 522 nucleotides long. RefSeq lists its product as uncharacterized. The coding region runs from base 1 to 522 and encodes 173 amino acids. The transcript is spliced from 7 exons. The record is from RefSeq and is a predicted model, not a curated record. Lineage: Eukaryota; Oomycota; Peronosporomycetes; Peronosporales; Peronosporaceae.
AUGAUCGACGACUGGAAGACACUGGAGGCGAAAAUUGAGUGUCCUGCUCAGAUUAACGCAUGUGUACGAGAAACUGGCAAUUGGGGGGUAUGCGUCACCGGACCGAAAACAGGGCACAGCCACGACAUCAGCCAAGCGAUCUAUCAGACCUACCACGAAGCACGCAAUGUCCCUGAGAGCGAGGUGAUAUCUACUGCGAUUCGCAAAGCUGGUGCGCGAAAAUUCGCGCCCACUAAGGAUCGUUUCAUUUACAAAUUUGCUGCCUGCCGCAUAAGGCUCGUCGAGACGUCGGCGUUGCAUGGUUGCGCUCCUGAGUGUAUUAUGAAGCAGUUCAUCUCAGCUGUGACGACUAUGCUAGGCUUCACUACAGGCCGGCCGAUCGAGAUCACUAGAUGUGGUGAUAAAGAGUCCUGUCCUGGCAGCAAACUCCGAGACGAGAAGGCAGAGGCGCACCCUGCUGAUCAACACGAGGGCGGCUCCCAACACCGUGACAUCCAACACAUCCGCUUUCUUCCACAAUAG